AAUUGCUCACACAAAAUGAAUGAGGAGACUCCAGCCUUAAUUUAUACAAUAUGCCGCACUUGUUUGUCCAACUUGCUAGAAGAUGAAGCCUUCGAUUUGUUUGUUGUUCCGGACCUGGCCAAGAAGUUGUGUGUGUGUACUUCGCUGUCGGUGGAGCACCUGGAUGGAUUCCCGAGGAACCUCUGCACCACCUGUCACAGCCGUCUAAACGAUUUGCAUGACUUUCGGAAGCAAUGUGUGGAAUCUGUGCAGAGAUUCAAGGAGUUGAUGUCCAGAAACACCUUCAUAAUCCAAACUAUGCCGGACGACGAUCAUCCUGUUGUGAAUGCAGCGCUGCAGGAUGAUGUUGAUGAAGAGGAGCACAUUAAAUUUGACCCUCUGUUGACUUCAAAAAUAGAAAUCGACAACGAGGAUAAUGUUUUUAAAAUGAUUAAAGAUGUUGACAAAGAAUCCGAUGAUGUAGAUAAUCUGGAGGAUGCAUUUGAUGACAGCGGAAGCGACUAUAUCAAUGAGGACAUGGAUUUUCAAGUAGAUAGUAGCGAUUCCGAUGAUAAGAUGCCGUUGACACGUCUGCGAAGUAGUUCAAGAGCCACAAAGUCCAAGAAAAUAACGGAUAAGCCCAAAGAGAAGGCAAAACGUAAGCGUGUUCCAACUGCUGAGAGACAAUUGAAUCGCCCCAUUGAAUGUCACAUUUGUAAUCAGAAGUUUAUUAAGUCAUCAUGUUACGAGGAGCAUAUGAAACACCACAAUGAUCAAUUACCAUUUCAGUGUUCAGUGGAGAAGUGUAAAAAGGGAUUCACGACUUCCACAGGACUAAACCAUCAUAUGGAGCAUACGCACCCGGAAUUAUGCGAACUUCAUCCCUGUACAGUCGAAGGAUGCAGUGAAUCCUUUGCCCAAACUCGAAUGCUGACUCAACAUCUGCGAAAAGUACAUAAUAUUGCGAAGCCCAUAAUACAUCCAUGUCCGGAAUGCGAUAAAGUAUUCCGUUGUCCAAUGGCUCUGAAGAAGCACAUGUAUGAUCACACUGGAGAGGAGCUGCCCUUCGGCUGUAACAUCUGCCAGAAACGCUAUCGAGUGCCCACGGAACUUCGGGAUCAUCUUUUGCGCCACGCCGGGAUCAGAAACUUUGUUUGUCCUCUUUGCGGUGUGGGCAGGACCACAAAACAGGAGUUGGACAAGCACAUGCUGACUCACACAAAGGAAAAGAAGUUCAAGUGUGAUCGAUGCGAUCAAACCUUCAAAGACAAGCCAUCUGUGUCCAGGCACAUCAAGGUGGUGCACUUGCAAAUUAGGAACUUUGUCUGCCAGUAUUGCCAAAAGUCCUUCGCCAGCGCUUAUCACUGCAAGACUCACGAGAAAUUACACACUAGAAACGAUUGUUUUGAAUGUAAGAUCUGUGGAAGCAGUUUCCCUUUUGGGAGUAGAUUAACAAAGCACUUAAGGACUCAUGAGAAAGGCAAGAAGACGAAAACUGAUGGGGAUGUUCAGAAGGAGGUGAAAGAACCAGUUGUAAUAAAGAAACCAAAAAUUCCUGCCAAACCAAGAGAUCUACGUCGUGUGGAGGUAGUUAAUAUAUCUCAAUUAGCUGGCACUGCUGUUAAUCCGUUUCCAUCGGUACUAGUAUCAUCCCCGCAAGAUAAUUUAACCAAAAGCGAAGGAAAACCCAUUUGUCUGGACUGUGACAAAAAUUUUACCACAAUUGGUAAUUUGAGGAUCCACAUCAAGACGGUACACGAUAAGAUCAAGGACUUUGCCUGCCGCUUCUGUCCCAAUCGGUUUAGCAAAAAGUGUAAUCUCCGUCGUCAUGAGUAUACGCAUACGGGGGAAAAGCCGUACGAGUGUAAAGUAUGCAAUCAGCAUUUUGGACAUGAUAAAACCUUAAUAAAUCAUAUGAAAUCACACAACAGAAAAGAGCCGAGGAAAAGAAAGAAAGCUAAGCCCAAAACAAAAGAUCCUUCAAAAGAACCUCAGGUCUCUAGAGUGAGACUGAAUACGGAACCACGGAAUUACGAGCAGUAUCAAGAUCCAGAUGCAGAACGAGCAGCUGCAACGGCUCAAUUGAUGGCCCAACAACUGGAAGAAAGUGAAGCGAAACGUAAAGCGGAAGAGAAAACUCGGAAAAUUCAAGAGGCAGCAUGCGAGCAGCUCCAAAAAUUGAAACAGCCGCAGAUCUCCUAUGAUAGCUUUUCUAAAUAAAACUCAGUUUACUUUUACUA
Drosophila innubila is the source of this 2219-nucleotide messenger RNA. RefSeq names its product zinc finger protein 431-like. The record is from RefSeq and is a predicted model, not a curated record. The transcript has a single exon. Gene Ontology annotation, biological process: regulation of transcription by RNA polymerase II. Gene Ontology annotation, cellular component: nucleus. NCBI's taxonomy places the organism in Eukaryota, Metazoa, Arthropoda, Insecta, Diptera, Drosophilidae. The coding region runs from base 16 to 2199 and encodes 727 amino acids. Gene Ontology annotation, molecular function: RNA polymerase II transcription regulatory region sequence-specific DNA binding; zinc ion binding; DNA-binding transcription factor activity, RNA polymerase II-specific.